AUGAAGAUCCGUCUGUUACGGUCUUUUAUGCCCAACAACAUUCAUCCUAAAUGUCUUCACAGCGCGAGGAACAAUGCAGAGAGCGCGUGCAGCAGCUCCGUGUGAGGUAGGCACUUCAGGUGCCUGGGCCAUGUGAAGAUUUUUUUUCAUCUCACAGGGUCCUUCUAGCUCGUAUAAGUCGAACGGAUUCUUGCGCGCAAAUUUAUAAAAUGAAAUGCUGAAAGUGAAAUUUUUCCAAGGUGACACGAAUUAUCGAUGACGAUGCGAUUGACUGCUUUAU
Molecule: messenger RNA, 280 nt
Organism: Amoebophrya sp. A120
Lineage: Eukaryota; Dinophyceae; Syndiniales; Amoebophryaceae
Source: the annotation of a GenBank genome assembly